AUGGUCAUCAUCGACAUUGGGACAACCGCACACGAAAACAAAGCCGAUGUGCGAGCCGGCGGAGAAGACAGUCAGCAGGGGAAGGGGUCUAACGAAAGUGCCGGGGGAGACAACGCCCGCGGAAGGCCGAGAGGCGAAUCGCCCCACCUGCCGACCUACACAGGAAACGGGUACAGCGUAUCCACUCCCACAGGGAUGCCAUGGCAGACAGACUCAGUUGCCGCUCUAAGUGAGGCAAAAGUCGGCGGAUGUUGGCCUGGUAGUCCGCGUUCGGCAAUGUUCGCCAUUGAUCAGGGGGAGAGGCGGGUUGACUCCGAGAUGGGACGAGCGGAGACAGAGGUUGGGCAGGCGGAUGUGUGUUUCGUUGGCCAGCGAGGGCGCCGUCUUGUGGGGGGUCACGGGGCCACAAACAUGCGAAAGGGUUGCGUGGCCCCAUGCGAAGGGGGGGGGGCCGUAAAAGUAUUCGUGAGGACACUCCUGAAGCGUGCGGGGUGGGAGGCGAGUGCCAAAAAAACGAGAGUGAACAGGAAGGCCGGAGUCUUUUCGUAUAGGACGCCUACGUUGAAGGAUGGCGGCCUGAGUCAAGCGGGAGGGCCCCCCUGCAGAGUGCUUGGCAGUGAGGCACCCGUGGACCACCUGUCGUUGGAGGGCUGUAGAGGCCGGGAUCACAGCGUGGUGGGCGGAACAGACCUGUCAGGCUGGUGA
Molecule: messenger RNA, 705 nt
Organism: Knipowitschia caucasica
Lineage: Eukaryota; Metazoa; Chordata; Actinopteri; Gobiiformes; Gobiidae
Source: the annotation of a GenBank genome assembly